Molecule: messenger RNA, 1259 nt
Organism: Aspergillus nidulans FGSC A4
Lineage: Eukaryota; Fungi; Ascomycota; Eurotiomycetes; Eurotiales; Aspergillaceae
Product: cytochrome b-c1 complex subunit 6 family protein
Exons: 3
Coding region: 78-566 (162 amino acids)
Biological process (GO): mitochondrial electron transport, ubiquinol to cytochrome c
Cellular component (GO): mitochondrial inner membrane
Source: RefSeq, a predicted model, not a curated record
AACCUCGCUCAUCCCCCACUCACCCGUCACGCCAGACCUUCCAGUCUCAUCAAUUGACCCCCGCAAGACGGUUCAGGAUGGGUCUCACCGAUUUUUUUUCCGAUGUUAUCUCCUCCCUAGGCUUCCCCGAGGCCUACGCUGAGGCUCCUGCCGAGACCACUGAGGAGUCCAGCGCCCCCGAGGAGGUGAAGGACGACGCGUCCGCCGAGGAGAGCACCGAGAAGAGCGAGGAUUCUGCCGCUGAGGACACCCCCGAGGAGAGUUCCGAGGAGGAGGAGAAGGGUGAGGAGCCCGAGGCUGAGGCCGAAGAGGAAGAAGAGGAGGAAGAGGAAGAGGAGGAGGAGGAGCCCGAGGACGUCAAGCCUAAGCUGGAAGAGGAAUGUGCCAACUCCCCUCAGUGCGCUCCUUACAAGCACCACUACGACGAGUGCGUUGAGCGCGUGACCGCGCAGCAGGAGGACGCGGACUACAAGGGUCCCAAGGAAGACUGCGUCGAGGAAUUCUUCCACCUCGCCCACUGUGCCACCCAGUGCGCUGCCCCCAAGCUCUGGAAGGCCCUCAAAUAGAGGAGAUGAUGCUAAAAUAAUUCCCGAUUCUUGGUUUACUGCCGGAUCAAUGAGACCCCGCCAAGCAAGUCAACGACAUGAUUCGGAACGCUACGAAAGAAAACAAAAGCCAGCAGUCGUGUACUGCGCCUGAAUUGGGAUACUGCAUCACUUCUUUGUCGAAUUUACGCUUAGAGGAUUAAAGGAUGAUAUGAACUUGUCCUUCAAUGUAUUGUGUGUAUGUACAGAUAGCUGGUCUCCGCCUUUUUCAUAUCACCUUGUGUUUUAGAUGAAUGCUACUUUUCUCUAGACUUUACGUCUUCGGGUACUUGUCCUUAGCUUGAGACAGCUUGAAAUGAGCUGCAUAAAUUUCAGAUAUUUUGGUCUUGAUACAGACUUUAGGAACGGCCCUCAUUUAGGAGUCCGCCCAGUGACGCCGGCAUACAUUCCCCAUACCGCUAAACCAACGAAAUUUAUGCAACGCAGCACGAUUCGUGAAGGCGUCUGAAUUUGACUGGCUAAACUAAAUUGAGUGGAGAAGUGACACAAUCAUUUCGAACAGGCUAGGCAGGUACAGCAUACGUCGUUACCAUAUUCAAAGGACUUGACGAAAUGAGGGGGAAAUGCAAGAAGAUCGAACAUUGAGGUUAAGUGUUAUUAGUUCUUUCCCCACGGUAUCUUUAAGUUGAGACCGAACGUCGAUUUUCCGGACUC